AUGGAACAACCUCAGAAGCUCGGAGUUCUCGCACAGAAAAAGGGCCAAAUGGGAGGAAGAGCAAAGAGAAGGACCUUGACUAAGAGCUUGUCGGAGCUCGAGGUCGAAGAGCUAAAAGGGUUCGUGGAUCUGGGGUUCGUCUUCUUGGAGGAAGACAGAGUCGACUCAAGCUUGGUCUCCAUCAUUCCUGGGCUACAGAGACUGGGCAACAAAAUUAAAGAUGGUGAAGAAGAUGACGAAGAUGCCGGUGAGUCUGUAGUUGUUGCGAGGCCUUAUCUGUCGGAGGCGUGGGAAUGGUGGGAGGAGAAGAGGAAGGAGGAUCCAUUGAUGAACUGGAAGGUUCCGCUCUUGGGAACGAGACCGACAUGA
Molecule: messenger RNA, 369 nt
Organism: Eucalyptus grandis
Lineage: Eukaryota; Viridiplantae; Streptophyta; Magnoliopsida; Myrtales; Myrtaceae
Exons: 1
Coding region: 1-369 (122 amino acids)
Source: RefSeq, a predicted model, not a curated record